Messenger RNA from Metarhizium album ARSEF 1941, 816 nucleotides. RefSeq lists its product as uncharacterized. The transcript has a single exon. Gene Ontology annotation, molecular function: iron ion transmembrane transporter activity; manganese ion transmembrane transporter activity. Bases 1 to 816 code for a protein of 271 amino acids. Gene Ontology annotation, biological process: intracellular manganese ion homeostasis. The record is from RefSeq and is a predicted model, not a curated record. Lineage: Eukaryota; Fungi; Ascomycota; Sordariomycetes; Hypocreales; Clavicipitaceae. Gene Ontology annotation, cellular component: fungal-type vacuole membrane.
AUGCCGCCCACAGAAUCAUCGCCCCUCCUCCCCGCCGAGCCGCCGACGGAGACGCCGUUCCGCCAGGCCUACGACUCCAAGCCGCUAGAUGCCCGCUCGACGUCGUCGCAGUCGAGCGGCUCGCCGCGCUUCGACUACGGCGACGUGCUCCGCGACGUCAUCAUCGGCUUCUCGGACGGGGUGACGGUGCCGUUCGCGCUGACGGCGGGCCUCUCCAGCCUCGGCAGCACCAAGCUCGUCAUCGCGGGCGGCCUCGCCGAGCUCUUCUCGGGCAUGAUCUCCAUGGGGCUGGGCGCGUACCUGGCGGCCGUGACGGAGCGCGACACGUACGCCUCGCACGAGGCGAGGGCCGGCGCCCACGGCCUGGCCUGCCUGCCCGCCGAGCAGCGCGCCGAGCUGCACGCCAUCCUCGGCCGCUACGGCGUCUCGCGCGCCGCCGCCGAGCCCCUCGUCGACGAGCUCUGCGCCGACCGCCGCAACUGGCUCCGCUUCAAGAUGGACUUUGACCUCCGCAUGGACGAGCCCGACGCCCACCGCGCCUGCGUCUCCGGCCUCACCAUGGGCCUGAGCUACUUUGUCGGCGGCCUGAUCCCCAUGGUCCCCUACUUCCUGCUCGCCGACAUCCGCGACGCCCUGCUCGUCAGCGUCGCCGUCACCGUCGUCAUCCUCCUGGCCUUCGGCUACGUCAAGAACUACGUUGCCAUCCGCAACCACCGCGCCGGCGCCUGGGGCGCCCUCCAGACCCUCGUCAUCGGCGUCCUGGCCGCCGGCACGAGCUACCUCAUCGUCAAGGCCCUCGACAGAGGGGACGCCUGA